UUUUUCUCUUCCACUUUAUUUCUCACUUUCUCCUCAAUCUUAAUUUUUUUUCUUUAAAGGAGUGAGUCCGAUCCUAACAAUAUAGUAAGGACUAGUGCUAAUCAUAUUAAAGUGAGGAUGUUAAAGUCUACCAAAAAAUAAAAAAGUAAACGAAACAAAUUCAACGUCAAAUUUGUAUGCGUGUUGUGCUGAAGGAUGGUACCUUGAUAGGCAGUUCUUUGUCCCUAGAACAUCUCGACGAGGGUGAAUUUCUGUAAGAGGGGAGAACAAAGAGGGGAGAACAAAAGUGAGACGAGUUAUGUCUCAAACGCAAGUGGAACGUACCAUCCAAGUCGGGUACGACGCGGUUGUUGUUGGAUCUGGCUAUGGAGGAUCGAUUGCUGCAUAUCGACUCGCAGAAGCAGGAAUCCGUGUGUGCAUUCUCGAGAAAGGAAGACGAUGGGAGCCUCACCAGUUUCCAGCAACGCCCUGGAAAUUGCUUUCCAGCACGCGUUUUCUUACUCCAUUUGGAAGCAUUGGGAAGAAGGAUGCACUCUAUGAGGUGCACAGCCACGGAGACUCUGUCGCUCUAGUUGGGUCAGGACUGGGAGGAGGCUCGCUAGUGAAUGCUGGAAUUAUCGUGCCCACACCGAAAAGAGCACGAAUGCAUCCAAACUGGCCAAGCGAGUGGCAGGAAGACUGGGAUCUAUACGAAGCAAAAUCUCACAGCAUUCUGGAGCCUGAAGAAAUCCUGCACGAGGCUCCAAAAUCAAAAGUGCUAGACAAAAUUGCAAACGAGAUAGAGGACGCAGCAAGAGAUUCCAUGAAGUUGACAAUAAGUUUCAAUCAGAAGAAGAAUGCUGCUGGAGUUACACAAAACGAAUGCAUUUCAUGCGGUAACUGUCUAUCAGGAUGCAGGUACAACGCAAAGAGCUCAACAGACAAAAAUUACCUCGAACUAGCCGCACAGGCCGGAGCCAGAAUUUGCACGCAGACGGAAGUGAUGUUCAUCACCGAGAACUCAGAAGAAUUCUGUUGUCAACCCUGCAAUGAUGGAGCAAAUUGCAAAUCAGUAGCUACAAGAAGAUGGCGUGUGCACCUGAAUGAAGUGGAUUAUAUUUCGGCAGACUACAUCAUCGUAGCCGCUGGUGUUCUUGGCACGAAUGGGAUCCUCUUACGAUCAAAAGAGCGAGGCCUACAACUGUCCCAACAGUUGGGAUACGGAGUUAGCUGCAAUGGAAAUAAUAUAGCUUACAUAACAGGCACAGCCGCACAGACUCAAGCUCAAGGACUUCGAGAAGAAGAUUUCUCAAGGACUCCCAUGCAGCUACGUCCUGGUCCAGUCAUAUCAAGUUCACAUACAUCAUCACUUGGCUUUACAAUACAGGGCUCUUGUAUUCCUCAAGCUGCUCCAGAAUUUCUACUAAGGGGAGUCAUUACUUAUGGCCUAGGGGACUACGGGUUUCUCACUGGUAUCUGGGAACAAGUCAAACAAUGGACAGGAACGCAGAACAGCCAAGCUCUGGUAUUGAAUAUGAUGGGAUAUGACGCUGCUGACGGGCAAAUCAAGCUAGACAAGGUAACAGGAAGAGUGGCAUACAGUGCAGCGAAGGACUUACUUUUUCAUCAUAAGCUUCGGACCGCUGAAAAGUUGGCAGCUCGCCUUCGUGGGAAGCUGUACAUGAGUCGCUUCAGAAGUGCUGCCGUUCAUCUUUUGGGAGGUUGCAACGCAGCAACAGACUCAUCCACCGGCGUGGCAAACGCAAACGGCCAGAUUUUCUUCCCUGAGACGAGCAACGGUCAGUUCAGGAAGACAACAAAAGUUCACGCAGGCCUGUACGUUUGCGACGCCUCUUUGAUUCCAUGCUCAGUUGGACUGAAUCCGGUCAGCACGAUCUCAAUAGUGGCAGAGAGAGUUGCGAAUGGCAUUGUCAACGAUGCGCAGAACUACCUGUCACAAAAGUUUCAGCACAAAGUAUUUACUGGCGAUCUUAGUAAUUUAAAAUCAAGAACAUACCUCAACUCGCGACUUGCUUCCGAAAUGCAGUGCAGCUAUGUCAUUAUCCACGAAAAAUUGAAAGGAAAUAUUGGAGGAGCUCCUUGCACACUGCGACUGGUGAUGCAUAUGGGACAAGACAAAGAUACGCCUGCAAGCAAUCGUUUGUUUGGAGAUAGUCAUCCUCUCCUGCGUGGAUAUGUUGGAGGCGAUGUUCUUAUUCCUUCGCUGGAACCAGGUCCUCUAUAUGUGGUUGACGGAUACGUAAAUAUGUGCCAUGUCGAUGGAAAAACUCCUUUCACUCAGUAUAUGCAUUAUCACCUGCUUCUGUCAACAAACACGGGCACCAGGUAUACUUUGGACGGACGGAAAGAGAUGAGACCAUUCAUGAGCGGCUUAAAGUGCUUCUAUGAGUCGACCACGCUACAUGUCGUUGUUCGAACUCAGCAGGAGUCAUCAAAACCGGUUGUCCUGAAAGGAAAGUUGCGAGUAACUCUUCCCGAGUUACUUAAGUCGCUAAUAUCCUUGCGAGGACCAAGGAAGCGGGAGUUUGUAGGACGGCUGAUGGAAACACUUGCUAGGACGUACUUGAUGAGAACACCAAGGACACCAACAGAGAAGGUGACCAGGAAACAAAACUUGACAAACAACUAUCCAAACUACGUGCUUCACGAACUCGUGACAGAGGACGGUGUCCACAUUACCUGCAAGCAAUGGUGCUCAAAAGAUGCUGCGGAGAGCCACAACUCCAGAGUGGUUUUGUUGCUCAAUGGUUACUCCACGGAGAGCUUCUGCCUUCCUACGGAAAGUAAUGACAUCAUACGAACGCUGAUACAGAAUGAUUACGAACCUUGGCUGCUGCAAACACGUUUGCAUCCACUGCAUCCAGCAAAAUAUUCCUUCACUUUCGACGAUAUUGCUCACUUCGACAUUCCAUCUGCGUUUGCGAAGAUAAACCAAGUCAAGAAAAAGCAGAUAGCGGCACACGUUAUUGCUCACUGCAUAGGAGGACUAUCAAUUCACAUGAGCUUGAUGGGUGGACACAUACCUCCAUCGUCGAUCGCAUCGCUAGUUUGCACAAACUCGUCCAUGUUCUUCAACUUGGUUCCAUCAGCGCUCGUGAAGUUGACUCUGCCUCUCAUCCCUAUUUCUAUGAAAAUCCUGGGAAAGAACACCAUCGUGCCGAUAAGUCCUCCUAAAGAAGAAUCAAUGCCGUGGCGACACAGACUACUGCGCUCAAUCGCUCGAGCGAUACCACGCACUGAAAGCUGUCCCUGCGAUGAAUGCAAUGUUUUCUCAGGAAUUUUCGGCAGCACAUUCUGGCACCAAAACGUCGGGCUAGAAAUGCACGACUGGCUGAACAAGAAGGCAGUGCCAGUUCUUCCAAUGGCAGGAUUUCCACAUUUGCGAUCAAUCGCUCUAGCGGGACACAUAGUCGACAGUGAAGGAGAAGAGGAGACUUACAUGGCUCAUCCGGAGAGGCUAGCAGUCCACACCACGUAUAUCUCCGGCGGCCGCCCCAUUCUCGUCACUCCAGAGACCUCUCUCCGCGCGCACGGAUUCAUGAAGCGGCAUCACCCUGGAUUCAGCCACGCUCGAGUCGUGAUUCCAGAUUACGGACACUCUGACCUGUGGAUCGGAGAGCAUUCGCACGAGGACGUGUUCCCGCUGGUGCUGGAACGCCUAAAAUCCGCCGAGCGGAGCGAUCCGAGCGAUAAUCUGCAGAAGAACGCGAUAUUGCCGUGGGAGGAGCCACUGGCCGGCCACAAGAAAGCCGCUGGGAGGAGCGCCGUGGCCAUCCUGAUGGCGCUGCUCGCGAUCGCCAUGCUGUGCUUGCUUGCCCUGAUAAACCCUAGCUCUAGAAUUUGA
This is a messenger RNA of Selaginella moellendorffii, 3844 nucleotides long. RefSeq lists its product as uncharacterized. Lineage: Eukaryota; Viridiplantae; Streptophyta; Lycopodiopsida; Selaginellales; Selaginellaceae. The transcript is spliced from 9 exons. Gene Ontology annotation, molecular function: oxidoreductase activity, acting on CH-OH group of donors; flavin adenine dinucleotide binding. The record is from RefSeq and is a predicted model, not a curated record. Bases 299 to 3844 code for a protein of 1181 amino acids.